UUCCCAAGGUGAAAGAAGCAGCUGCCUUCGGCCCUCUCCUGGCACAGAGGAAAGUUCCGGUAUCGAGACCAGAGCAAGAAGUUGAUUGCAGCUUCAGUCGAGGGGUCUGCGACUGGAAACAAGAUGCUGAUGAUGACUUUGACUGGAAUCCUGCUGAUCGAGAUAGAGGCGAUGGGUACUACAUGGCAGUUCCAGCUUUUGUGGGGCACAAGAAGGAUAUGGGGCGUCUAAAACUUCUCCUCACCAACCUCAAACCAAAGAGCAGCUACUGCUUGAUUUUCAGUUAUCGGGUUGCUGGCGAGAGAGUGGGGAAGCUUCGAGUGUUCCUGGCAAAUAAAAAACAUGCUCCUGUCUGGGAGCAGAACAAAGGGAAAGAUGAAAGGUGGAGAACUGGAAAAAUAGAGAUAUUUCAGGGGGCUGAAACAACCAACAGUGUCACUUUUGAAUCAGAACGUGGGAAGGGCAAAACUGGAGAAAUUGGAGUGGACAAUGUUAUACUGAUUUCUGGUCUAUGCCCAGAAGAUACCUGACAACAGAUAUAUGAGUAUACUGGAUUUAAUCCUGGUUUUAAUAUUUGCCUUACUAAUAGUGUAUUUUUGUAUCAUUUUCUUUAUAAAAACCCAAAAACUGUAAAAACUGUGCCUUGGACUUAAUGCAGCAAUGAAAACAAAAAACCUGACGUGCAAGAUGCAGAGUACACUUUUUUAUGAGUUAUUCUAAUACAUGCUUUGAGUGUAGCACUAUUGUAUUUUAUAAUUCAAGGUCAGGGUUUCUAAAGUAUUAUUUGUCUAGCUUUUUUACAAAUUCUACAUGCUUUUAUUCCUUAAAGUUCUUUUCAAGGCUAUUCUUAAGUCUUCCAUUUC
This is a messenger RNA of Pelecanus crispus (Dalmatian pelican), 863 nucleotides long. The record is from RefSeq and is a predicted model, not a curated record. Lineage: Eukaryota; Metazoa; Chordata; Aves; Pelecaniformes; Pelecanidae.